This is a messenger RNA of Adineta ricciae, 3657 nucleotides long. NCBI's taxonomy places the organism in Eukaryota, Metazoa, Rotifera, Eurotatoria, Adinetida, Adinetidae. The record is from the annotation of a GenBank genome assembly.
AUGAGUGGUAUUAAACGAACUUACCUCGCUGAAGAAUGUUCAGCAACAACGAAUGAUAAUAAUUCGCCAAUAUUAGAUAAUAAUAUUCAGCCAUCAAGUCCAAUUGACUCACCACAAGCAAAAAAACUUCGUCGAUCGUCAUCACAUCAUACAACUGAAUCUGAAAACGACGAAGAAAACCACGAGGAACAAUAUGAACAAGAAAAUGGCAUAGCUAACGGUCAUUCGCCGGCCCAAUCCGAACGAUCGGACGAAGAAGACGACGACGACGACGAAGAAGAAGAUGACGAUGAAGACGAAGAAGCAACCGAAGCUGAGCCUGAAGGCUUUUCAGAUGACUCAAUUAUCCAUGUCAGUUUCGAUAAUGGCAAAGACGAUAUUUUUCGUUACGAUGGUUCAAUUCGUUUUCAUAUUGUUGCACCAUCGCGACCACAAUAUGGUCAACUAACAAGCGAUUCAUCGAUAAUACGUACUUUUGUCUGGACUUUAUUAGCAUUUUCCAAGCCGAAUUAUGACAAUUGUCAUAAUGAUGGAGGAACGUUUAGUUUAUUUCUUAAGUGUGAGCCAGAGAAACUUUCACCAGGAUGGUCCAUUUUCGCCAAAGCAGAAUUAACUCUUCUACACGCGACUGAUCCAAGUAAAAACUUCGUGAAAAAAAUCAACCAUUUGUUUAACGCACGAUCGAUUGAUUGGGGUUUUCAUCAAUUCAAAUCACUAAAAGAAAUCUAUAGUGAAUUCAUUCAUUGGCCUGAUAACACAAUUCGACUCGAAGCAAAAAUUCAUGCCGAUGCUCCGCGGAAUGUUGAAUGGGAUUCCAAAGGACAAACGGGUUUUGUUGGCUUGAGAAAUAUCGGUGCAACUUGUUAUAUGAACUCAUUUUUACAAACAAUCUAUUUCACAAAAAAACUACGAAAAGCUGUCUAUGCUUUGUCAACCGAUAGUGAUGAUCAGUUACAUAGCAUUCCACUUGCUUUACAAAAGUUAUUCUAUGAUUUACAGUUUACCGAUCGGCCAGUCAGUACGAAGAAGUUGACACGUUCAUUCGGAUGGGACAAACCAGACGAGUUUUGUCAACAUGAUAUUCAAGAAUUCUGUCGAGUGUUAUUGGAUAAACUAGAAUCGAAAAUGGAAGGCACAACAAUGGAAGGCAUCAUUCCAUCUCUAUUUCAAGGGCAAUACGUGCAAUACGUUCGAUGUACGAAAGUCGAUCAUGAAUCUCGAGUGAAACAGACAUUUUACGAUGUUCCAUUACAAGUACGAAAUAAUGCCAACAUUACGGAGAGUUUCCGGGAUUUUUGCAAGAGCGAAAUUUUAGCUGGAGAAAAUCUUUACGAUGCAGGCACUGUUCACGGUUUACAGGAAGCGGAAAAGGGUGUAAAAUUUCAAAAAUUUCCACCUGUUUUAUGUCUUCAUUUGCUACGUUUCGAAUAUGAUUAUAAUCUUUCUCAACACCGGAAGAUCAACGAUAGUUACUCAUUCGAUUAUCAUCUCGACCUAAGUGAAUUUCUCGAGAAUCCCGACUGUUCAUCAUCGUCCUACAAACUACUCUCCAUAUUAGUCCACAGUGGCGAUAAUUCCAGCGGACAUUAUGUUUCCUUCAUUAAUCCAGCCCUAGACGGACAAUGGUUUAAAUUCGAUGAUGAUGUCGUGGCACGCGUUGCAGCCAGCGAUGCCAUGGAAAGAAACUUCGGUGGAACACAAGAUGAUGAUGGUAGUAUGUAUAACACAUCGGCAUACAUGCUUGUUUACAUUCGUGAAGAUUGUCAAAAAGAUGUGCUAUGUGAUGUUAAUCAAGAAGAUAUCCCUGAAAAUCUAAUCACCAGAUUUGACUAUGACAAGAAGUAUCUGUUAAAACGUCGACAAGAUAUGAUGGAUAAUGAUGGAUUUGUUGAUGUACAGAUCAUCUUGACGGACGAUUUUCAUAUUCAACAAACUGUCUGUCUAACGGAAUUGAUUUGUGAAAAUCCGGUAGAGUUGCUACAGAAUAAACGUUGUCUACGAUAUAUUCAAGCUCAACAUUCAGAAUUAUUUCGAGUAUUUGCUAAACGAUUAGCAUAUGCAUUGGGAGUCAAUCUUGAUGAAGAUAUUCGUAUAUGGAUUGUUCACACCCAUGAAAUCCACGUCAACCAUCACCAUUAUCACUCACAACCCUUACUUACAACUGUGCUUGUUUAUUGUGAUGAUUAUGAUAAAAAGAUCAUCGAUCUGUUUGAAUACGACAUCUCCGAUCGACGAACUCUAUCCAUAUUUGUUGAACAAAAGAUCUUUCUUAAUAGUAUUUAUCAAUUAUUGCCAUUUGAUAAAGAUGAUGAUUUACUUGUCUUUGUUCGAUUUUAUAAUUCUCGAUACGAAUCUCUUUUGUAUAUUGGCCAUUUUCUUUUCUCUCAACAGCAGUCAUUUCAAAAAUGUUUAAACGACAUUGCUUUGCAAAUCAACACUCCGAUUUCACCAACGACAACUUUCAUUGUUCAUCAAGCUGUGCCAACACAUAAUCAAACACAUCAAUACGAAUUAAUCAAAGCUGCGAGUUAUGAUCUCGCGCUAAAUCAAGUUCUUGAUCCAUGUCUAUCAGGUGUAUCGUUGAUCGUUCAGAUUAUUGAUAUCAAUCAAACCAAUGAUGAUUAUCCAUUGACGACAGUGGAAGAUUAUUUUCGAAAUAUCGAAAAUCGACAGGAGUUCGAUGUUUGUAAUCGAGAUAGUCUACGAAAUGAGUGCUUAUUUAAACUUUAUCUCCCGAUGAAAACCACAAUUAAAGAAGUUAUUCGAUUAAUUGCAGAACGAAUCGAAUAUUCACAAGAACAAAUCAUCUUACAGAAACCUUCCAACUCCGCGUCAAUAUCAAAUAACAUAUCUUCUGCUAGUUCAUUGCAUAUAUCAACUGAUCAAACCCUACGUGAUCUUUAUUCGAACACACGUGGUUCAGUCAGCUCGCCACGAAAGAUCUUUUUCCGACGAUUACCCUUUGUCUAUAUGGAACUGGAACAGCGUCGGCCGCUUCGAAUAUUCGUCACAAAUCCAAUGAAAAAAGAUGAACAACGCGAAGUUCAACUCUAUGUAAAAAAAUCGUCAACAGUAGAAGAAUUUCUUAAUGAAGUCAAACAGUGGUUACCAACUAUCUGUUCCGAGAAUGGUAGUCAUCAAUUGAGAUUGAUUGAAGUAACAUUAUCCGGUCAAAUGAAUUCUCUUCCAUUUCAUCUUCAUAUAUGGUCCGAUCGAUCAUGCACAGAUGAACUUGAGAAUUGUUCCAAUCGGUAUUACCAUUUGGAAGAAGUCUCUCCCGAUGAGAUCGAUUUGGGUAAAGAUACGGAACUGAUACCUGUUGCACAUUAUACAAAAGAGAAUAUCAUUCAAAUAAAUCUUCAGAAAUUUUUUCCAUUUCUUCUCAAAGUAACGCAUAAUGAAUCCUUUGGUGAUGUAAAACAACGCUUACAAACAAAAAUGCGCCUUGUCAAUCGAGAAUUCGAAAAAUAUCGAUUUUCGAUAUUUAAUGGUAGCAAAGUGAUAUCACGAUGUGAUGAUAAUCUGGGGAAAAUCAAUGUCAAUGAACUGAAACUAGUACAAAGUACAUGUUGGCUUGGUUUAGAACUUCCGUCGACAUCGAAUCCUCGCAAAACUCGAAAGUCACUCUUUUCAGAAAAGCCCAUUCGAAUCAAUUAG